This is a messenger RNA of Aspergillus tanneri, 930 nucleotides long. Its product is annotated as NUDIX hydrolase. The record is from RefSeq and is a predicted model, not a curated record. Lineage: Eukaryota; Fungi; Ascomycota; Eurotiomycetes; Eurotiales; Aspergillaceae. The transcript has 2 exons. Bases 1 to 930 code for a protein of 309 amino acids.
AUGAACACACUGGAACUUGCAGCCCAUUGCGAUGACAUUCCUGUCAAACGCAUUGAGCUUUGGUGUACACACGGAUACCUGGAUUGUGAUUAUCACUGGCUUAUCACUUUCAUCCAUCCUGAUAAACACCACACAAGUGCAAGCCGGGAGUCAGAUGUGAGGUGGAUCUCUGAUAUACCCCGCAAAAAAGCUAUUGCUAUUAUCACUUUUCCUGUUACUUUUGAGUGGCCAGACCUAAGAAGCAUCGCCUCUCGAAUAUACUCAGUGUGUGAGCAGACUCAGUACACAUGUACUCAGUUCGUAUCGUUCCUCAUCUGGGACUUUUUCCAGCAAGGAUACAUCGAAACCUCAUAUAAUCAAAUGAGUGAUCUUUUAAAUCAAAUGAUGGCGAUUAAGGAUAAACUGUCGGACUUUCGUGUCGCCUCCCACCUCUCUGAGUACCAAGCACCUCUUCCAAAAACAGAAGUUGACUUAAAAGUCGGCGUUCUUAUUUUCACGCCUUCGAAAAAAGAUGUACUCCUUGUCCAACGGGCCAAGUCAGACAGCCAUGCAAACAUCUGGGAAUGCCCAGGCGGGGGGGUCGAGCAGAUUGGCACUGAACACACUGAGGCUGACAUGUCAAUUAUACAUGCUGCUGUGCGUGAGUGCCGUGAAGAGACCCAGCUCCACAUCUCUGCCUUUAUGGGCCUUAUUCAGGACCGAUGGCUCAAGAGGGGCAGAACUGUUCACAAGUUUAUAUUCAUAGUGGAUGUCCAUGAGAGUGAAGAGCCCCAGCAACUGUUGGACAAGGUGGUACUUAAUCCGGCUGAGCACCAAGCCUUCCGCUGGGCAACACGAAACGAAGUAGUGGAUAUGAGUGAGGCCACCUUUUUCCCAAACCAAAGGGGAAUGAUACUAUCUGCGUUUGACUCCUUAUCAAGUACUCCAUAA